This is a messenger RNA of Diceros bicornis minor, 594 nucleotides long. RefSeq names its product crystallin beta A2 (gene CRYBA2). The record is from RefSeq and is a predicted model, not a curated record. Gene Ontology annotation, molecular function: structural constituent of eye lens. NCBI's taxonomy places the organism in Eukaryota, Metazoa, Chordata, Mammalia, Perissodactyla, Rhinocerotidae. Gene Ontology annotation, biological process: visual perception; lens development in camera-type eye. The transcript is spliced from 4 exons. Bases 1 to 594 code for a protein of 197 amino acids.
AUGAGCAGCGCCCCCGCGCCGGGCCCGGCGUCCGCCUGCCUCACGCUCUGGGACGAGGAAGACUUCCAGGGCCGCCGCUGCCAGCUGCUGAGUGACUGCGCGAACAUCGGCGAGCUCGGAGGCCUGCGCAGGGUGCGCUCGGUCAAGGUCGAAAACGGCGCUUGGGUGGCCUUCGAGUACCCUGACUUCCAGGGACAGCAGUUCAUUCUGGAGAUGGGCGACUAUCCUCGCUGGAGCGCCUGGAGCGGCAGCGGUGGCCACCACAGCGACCAGCUGUUGUCCUUCCGGCCAGUGCUCUGCGCGAACCACAGUGACAGCCAUGUGACACUGUUUGAGGGGGACAACUUCCAGGGUUCCAAGUUUGAACUCACUGAUGACUACCCAUCGCUGCCCUCCAUGGGCUGGGCCAGCAAGGAUGUGGGUUCCAUCAAAGUCAGCUCUGGAGCGUGGGUGGCCUACCAGUACCCAGGCUACCGGGGCUACCAGUAUGUGUUGGAGUGGGACCGGCGCAGCGGGGAGUUCCGUACCUACAGUGAACUCGGCACGCAGGCCCACACUGGGCAGUUGCAGUCCAUUCGGAGAGUCCAGCACUAA